Messenger RNA from Bufo gargarizans (Asiatic toad), 811 nucleotides. Its product is annotated as ferritin light chain, oocyte isoform-like. The transcript is spliced from 4 exons. Gene Ontology annotation, biological process: iron ion transport; intracellular iron ion homeostasis. Gene Ontology annotation, molecular function: ferrous iron binding; ferric iron binding. Lineage: Eukaryota; Metazoa; Chordata; Amphibia; Anura; Bufonidae. Bases 171 to 704 code for a protein of 177 amino acids. Gene Ontology annotation, cellular component: cytoplasm. The record is from RefSeq and is a predicted model, not a curated record.
UGUUUCCACCAGAGCAGAGGGAGUCAUAGGAGUUCCUGGUUCUUGCUUCAACAGUGUUUGAACGGAACAGGAGUGAGCUGUGCAUGAGCUACCAUACCUGCCCUUAUCCCUAGAACCUCAUCUUACCACCUGAGAAAGCAGCUACUAAUACUACAAUCACCAGCAUCAUCAUGAGCUCCCAGAUCCGCCAAAACUACCACCAGGAUAGUGAGGCUGGAGUCAACCGUAUUGUCAACCUUGAGCUACAGGCUUCCUAUAUGUACCUGUCCUUGGGAUUCUACUUUGACCGGGAUGAUGUGGCCUUGGCCAAGUUUUCAAAGUUCUUCCGUGAGCAGUCUGAGGAAAAGCGAGAACAAGCGGAGAAAUUUAUGAAGUUCCAGAACAAACGUGGAGGACGGGUAGUUCUUCAAGAUAUCAAGAAACCUGAAGCUGAUGAAUGGGGGAAUGGCACCAGUUCUAUGGAGUAUGCUUUGAAACUUGAAAAGGGUGUAAAUCUGGCUCUAAUGGAACUCCACAAGAUUGCUACCGACCAUGCUGAUCCUCAUAUGUGUGACUUCCUGGAGAGAGAAUAUCUAGAUGAGGAAGUGAAAUUGAUCAAGAAACUAGGAGACCACAUAACCAACCUGAAGCGUGUAAAAGCAGCAGAGGUUGGCAUGGGAGAGUACCUGUUUGACAAGCUGACCUUGGGAGAUGACAGCAACUAAUGUCCUUUUUUCUCUAUAGCUGCCAAUCAAAGGGAAAGGAUUGGGUCUCUGGGAUGAGUACUUUUCAUGCUCUGAAAUGUCAAAUAAACUUAUGUGCAGCAAAACAA